AUGGAGGGCUCGAACCAGCGACCCGACGAUUGGGCUCGCUGCGGUGAAAGACGACGCGUUAGCCGCGAACGCCACCCAUGCUACCUAUCACUCUUCCCUCCUUGCCUCACGCUUCCAUCACUCUUCUUUCCUUUCCUCAUCCUUCCAUCCCUCUUCCCUCCUUGCCUCAUCCUUGCCUCCCUCUUCCUUCCUUGCCUUAUCCUUCCCUCCCUCUUCACACCUUGCCACACCCUUGCGUCACUCUUUCCUCCUUGCCUUAUCCUUCCAUCCCUCUUCUAUUAUUGAAUCAUCCUUCGAUCCCUCUUCCCUCCUUGCCUCAGCCUUCCAUCCCUCUUCCUUCCAUGCCUUAUCCUUCCAUCCCUCUUCUCUCUUUGCCUCACCCUUCCCUCCCUCUUCCCUGAUUGCCUCAUCCUUCCAUCCCUCCUCAUCCUUCCAUCCCUCUUCUUUCCUUGCCUCAUUCUUCCAUCCGUCUUCUUUCCUUGCCUCACCCUUCCAUCCCUCUUCCUUCCUUGCCUUAUCCUCCCAUUACUCUUCCUUCCUUGCCUCAUCCUUCCAUCCCUCUUCUUUCCUUGCCUCAUCCUUGCCUCCCUCUUCCUUCCUUGCCUUAUCCCCCCAUUACUCUUCUUUCAUUGCCUUACCCUUCCCUUCCUCUUCCCCCACCCUUCCAACACUUUUAUUUCUUAG
Messenger RNA from Actinia tenebrosa (Australian red waratah sea anemone), 684 nucleotides. RefSeq lists its product as uncharacterized. Lineage: Eukaryota; Metazoa; Cnidaria; Anthozoa; Actiniaria; Actiniidae. The record is from RefSeq and is a predicted model, not a curated record.